Messenger RNA from Malus domestica (apple), 1566 nucleotides. Lineage: Eukaryota; Viridiplantae; Streptophyta; Magnoliopsida; Rosales; Rosaceae. The record is from RefSeq and is a predicted model, not a curated record.
CCACGCGUACAGUUACAAUCUGGAAUCUCCUGGUACACAAAAUCAGCUGUAACGAAUAUAGCAAGCUCCAGCAUCACUCUUCGCCGCUCCUAAUCUCCUCGAUAAGCUUUAGAUAUUGCAAUGUCGACCACCGCCAGAAUCCAUCCGACGGCCUCCGCUGUGCUCUCCACCACCAUCAAACACCACCUUCGGCCGCCUCCCAACGCUGUCGUAUUCAGAACCAAUCCCAACUCCCUGCGGCGCCGCGGCACCACAAGAACCCUCACGGUGGCAAUGGCCGCCCCUCUCGACGUUUGUGCCAAGGCUUCCGUUACUGUUCCCAACAAGCUCGGCGACUGUCCCUUCUGUCAAAGGGUGUUGCUGACACUAGAGGAAAAGCAUCUCCCUUAUGACCUGAAGUUGGUAGACUUGGGCAACAAGCCAGAAUGGUUCUUAAAAGUUUACCCAGAAGGUAAAGUUCCUGUGGUAAAACUUGAUGAGAAGUGGGUUGCGGAUUCAGAUAUUAUUACACAAGCACUGGAAGAAAAAUACCCUGAUCCACCUCUGGCAACGCCCCCUGAGAAGGCUUCAGUUGGAUCGAAGAUCUUCUCUACAUUUAUCGGUUUCCUUAAGAGCAAAGAUGCCAAGGAUGGAACAGAAGAAGCGUUGCUAAAUGAACUUAAGUCUUUCGACGAUUAUCUCAAAGAAAACGGUCCUUUUAUCAAUGGGAAAGUGGUUUCUGCUGCUGAUUUUUCACUUGGACCCAAGUUGUAUCAUCUAGAGAUUGCUCUGGGGCAUUUCAAAGAUUGGUCAAUUCCCGAUUCUCUUCCAUAUGUGAAGUCUUAUAUGAAGAGUAUAUUCUCACUGGAUUCAUUCGUUAAAACUAGUGCCCUGAAAGAAGAUGUCAUUGCGGGUUGGCGUCCAAAAGUCUUGGGUUAAAAUGUCUUGUUGCUGUUAUCUCUAGCUCAGCCAAAGUAGUACAUCGAGGUUAUAGCAAAGCUAUUGAUGUUGCAUAGCUUCGAGUACAGAAGGUGAAAGUUGCUGUAGUUACAUAAAAUGCGCUUAAAUGUAUCAACCAAGACGGAAUGUAUCAACCCGACAGUGAACUUUUCAUGCAUUGAUCAUGUCAAUUGUGCAGCAUGGCAAAGGAACCCAGCUUGGUUGGGUUUUGGCUGCACCUGAACAAUAAACAGUACAAUGGAGCCGGCCUAGCAGCAUCGAAAUGAGCAAGCAUUUUGAAGUGACAAUUUUUGGCACGACACGACAAUACAUUGAGAAAGCAAAUAAGGUUAAGAAUAAUUUUGCAUGUGUGCUUGCAACUUUGAAUGGAUGCAUAUAGCAGUACUUGAUGUGGAAACGGGUUUUGGCACCAAGUUGAGAAAGCAAAUAAGGUUAAUGAUAGUUGAAAAGGGACAUUGACUUGUCCUCUAACAUAUGAAAAAGUGCUUUUUGAAAAGGGGGAUUCUUUUUUUUUUUAUAUGUUCCGCAGUAUCUGGUAUCCCAGAUGUUUUGACCGUAGGGUUUUUGUCCUCUAACAUAUGUAAAAGUGCUUUUUGAAAAGGCAGUGUGCUUUAUACUGCAACAUCA